CAUUUUUUUUUUAUUUUGUACACUAUCACGCUGUAUUAUUGACUUAAAUUUUGUACCAGUCAAAAAGAAUGAAACGUUUCAUAUCAACCAUAUUGGUCCUUUACUUCGUUUACCAAUGUGACUGUGAAAACUCCACAUACACAACCAUGUACGACGGUGUAGAUUUAGAUGAAAUUUUGAGCAGCGAUAGAUUGUUAGCGGGAUACGUGAACUGCCUCCUAGAUAAAGGACCUUGUACUCCGGAUGGGAAGGAAUUAAAAAGAAACCUACCAGAUGCGAUUGAAAAUGAUUGUAGUAAAUGCACCGAAAAACAGCGUGAUGGUGCGGAUAAGGUCAUGCAUUAUAUCAUCGAUCACAAGCCAGAAGAUUGGAAAAAACUCGAAGCAAAAUAUGACUCGGAGGGCACAUACAAAUUGAAAUACAUGUCAAGUCAACAAAAGGUCGAACCUGAAUCAAAGGAAAACAAAAACGAUAAAGGUUACGAAGACGACGAUGACGACGAUGAUGAUGUCUUAUAUAACAAAGGUCCGACUCCUAGAAUGGAUUCUAAUGAAUAACUGAAUUUGGAAACCUCUUAUUAAAUAACAAUACAACCUAAGCAAACUAAUUUUUGAGAAAUGUAUUUAAUAUUCGAAAGUCGCUAAUAAAUAUUUGGGGAAUAA
Molecule: messenger RNA, 662 nt
Organism: Vanessa atalanta (red admiral)
Lineage: Eukaryota; Metazoa; Arthropoda; Insecta; Lepidoptera; Nymphalidae
Gene: CSP12
Product: ejaculatory bulb-specific protein 3-like
Exons: 4
Coding region: 69-557 (162 amino acids)
Source: RefSeq, a predicted model, not a curated record